Molecule: messenger RNA, 8050 nt
Organism: Asterias rubens (European starfish)
Lineage: Eukaryota; Metazoa; Echinodermata; Asteroidea; Forcipulatida; Asteriidae
Product: neurogenic locus notch homolog protein 1-like
Exons: 47
Coding region: 204-6245 (2013 amino acids)
Biological process (GO): Notch signaling pathway; heterophilic cell-cell adhesion; establishment or maintenance of epithelial cell apical/basal polarity
Cellular component (GO): protein-containing complex; plasma membrane
Molecular function (GO): calcium ion binding; Notch binding
Source: RefSeq, a predicted model, not a curated record
AAUAAAGGAACACAAAUUUACCAAGUGCUGACAUUUUGUGCAACUAUAUACGCAGAUUGUAGGAGCUAUUGUGUACCAUUUGAACGUAUACACACACAGAAACACAUUGAACUUCGUAAAGACACCAAAAACCGCUUAUUUUAAAGUACAUUUUCAGUAAAAUCAACGUGUUCAUAGUGGGACCCGGUGGGGUUGAUGUCACUAUGGAGUACAAAGAUUUGAUUUACUCUGUUUUAGUGCUUUUUCUUGUCCUCCGGACUGGUACAUGUCGAUCGACUGGAGCACCAAGUCAGGCCUGUUCAUCUCUGACGCCAAGCCAUCCUGGAUCCUCCCAGCCAAGCAAUACAAGUCCGUACCAACUAGAGCUGGUUUCUGGCAAUACCUAUGCUGCAGGAGGAACAGUAACAGUUCGUCUUAGCGCCAACCCUAGCACGACCACCUUCAAGGGCGUCAUCAUGCAGGCCCGCCAGGUCCUUGAUGGUUCUGUCGUGGGUUCUUGGCAGCUAUCAGACAGCAAUUAUCAGCACCUUGCAUGCCCAGGAGAUACCGAUGGUCAAGGGACUAUCACACACACAGACGGACAGCUCGUCAAGACACUGCCGGUAACAUUCACUUGGAAUGCUCCAGUUCAGCUAGUUGGUGAUCUGGAAUUUCAGUUUUCGGUUGUCCAGGAAUACGUAACGUAUUGGACAAAUAUGAAGUCCUCCAUCGUUGCUCCAGCAGCAAACUCUUGCAUUUCCAACCCAUGUCAGAAUGGGGCAACAUGUUUACCAGGAACCAAUAGCCAUACCUGCGUUUGUGAUGCAGGCUUUACUGGACUAAACUGUCAAACUGCAAGCCCAACACCUCCUUGUUUUUCAAACCCAUGUCUGAAUGGGGCAACAUGUUUGACUGGAACCAAUAGCUAUGUCUGUCAAUGUGCUACAGGCUUCACUGGAACAAACUGUCAAACUGCAACAAGCCCAACACCUCCUUGUCUUUCAAACCCAUGUCUGAACGGGGCAACAUGUUUGACUGGAACCAGUAGCUAUGUCUGUACAUGCACUGCAGGCUUUACAGGAACAAACUGUCAAACUGCAACAAGUCCAACACCUCCUUGUCUUUCAAACCCAUGUCUGAAUGGGGCAACAUGUUUGACUGGAACCAAUAGCUAUGUCUGUCAAUGUGCUACAGGCUUCACUGGAACAAACUGUCAAACUUCAAGUUCAACACCUCCGUGUCUUUCAAACCCAUGUCUGAAUGGGGCAACAUGUUUGACUGGAACCAAUAGCUAUGUCUGUUCAUGCACUGAAGGCUUUACAGGAACAAACUGUCAAACUGCAACAAGUCCAACACCUCCUUGUCUCUCAAACCCAUGUCUGAAUGGGGCAACAUGUUUGACUGGAACCAAUAGCUAUGUCUGUCAAUGUGCUACAGGCUUCACUGGAACAAACUGUCAAACUUCAAGUUCAACACCUCCGUGUCUUUCAAACCCAUGUCUGAAUGGGGCAACAUGUUUGACUGGAACCAAUAGCUAUGUCUGUUCAUGCACUGAAGGCUUUACAGGAACAAACUGUCAAACUGCAACAAGUCCAACACCUCCUUGUCUCUCAAACCCAUGUGGGAAUGGGGCAAUAUGUUUGACUGGAACCAAUAGCUAUGUCUGUCAAUGUGCUACAGGCUUCACUGGAACAAACUGUCAAACUUCAAGUUCAACACCUCCGUGUCUUUCAAACCCAUGUCUGAAUGGGGCAACAUGUUUGACUGGAACCAAUAGCUAUGUCUGUUCAUGCACUGAAGGCUUUACAGGAACAAACUGUCAAACUGCAACAAGUCCAACACCUCCUUGUCUCUCAAACCCAUGUGGGAAUGGGGCAAUAUGUUUGACUGGAACCAAUAGCUAUGUCUGUCAAUGUGCUACAGGCUUCACUGGAACAAACUGUCAAACUUCAAGUUCAACACCUCCGUGUCUUUCAAACCCAUGUCUGAAUGGGGCAACAUGUUUGACCGGAACCAGUAGCUAUGUCUGCACAUGCACUGCAGGCUUUACAGGAACAAACUGUCAAACUUCAAGUCCAACACCUUGUCUUUCAAACCCAUGUCUGAACGGAGCAACUUGCUCACCAGGAACCAAUAGCUAUACCUGUGUUUGUGAUGCAGGUUUUACUGGAAUAAACUGUCAAACUGCAACAAACCCAACACCUCCUUGUCUUUCAAACCCAUGUCUAAAUGGGGCAACAUGUUUGACUGGAACCAAUAGCUAUGUCUGUACAUGCACUGCAGGCUUUACAGGAACAAACUGUCAAACUGCAACAAGUCCAACACCUCCUUGUCUUUCAAACCCAUGUCUGAAUGGGGCAAUAUGUUUGACUGGAACCAAUAGCUAUGUCUGUCAAUGUGCUGUAGGCUUUACUGGACCACACUGUCAAGUUUUUACAAACCUUUGUAAUUCCGACCCAUGUCUGAAUGGGGCAACUUGCUCACCAGGAGUCAAUAGCUAUACCUGCGUUUGUGAUGCAGGCUUUACUGGAAUAAACUGUCAAAAUGGUGCACCAACCACAACUUGUAAUGACCUCCCCUGUCUGAAUGGGGCAACCUGUUUCACUGGAACAAACGGGUAUAUUUGUCAAUGUACUGCAGGCUUCAGCGGGACGAACUGUGAAAAUGGUGCACCAACCACAACUUGUAAUGACCUCCCCUGUCUGAAUGGGGCUAACUGUUUCACUGGAACAAACGGGUAUAUUUGUCAAUGUACUGCAGGCUUCAGCGGGACGAACUGUGAAACAGAUUCGUUGGAUUCAACACCACCAGUAGUAACUUGUCCAGCUGACUUUAGUUCUGAGGUUUCAACUGGUACUUUUAGCAAGCAAGAGUCAUGGACUCUACCAACAGUAACUGAUAACUCUGGAAGCUUCUUCUUGGUAUCAAGCACGUACAAUCCUAACGACUUUUUCCCUGUUGGUGAAACCACAAUAAUGUACACAUACAGAGAUGCUUCCAACAACAUCAAUACCUGCAGUUUUACUCUAACGAUUGUUGAAGUGACAAGUCCAACACCUCCUUGUCUUUCAAACCCAUGUCUGAAUGGGGCAACAUGCUUAACUGGAACUAAUAGCUAUGUCUGUUCAUGCACUGCAGGCUUUACAGGAACAAACUGUCAAAAUUCAUUGGACGCAACACCACCAGUGGUAACUUGUCCAGAUGACAUUAGAUCUGAGGUUCCAAUAGGUACUUCUUUCAGGCGAGAGACCUGGGCUCUACCAACAGUAACUGAUAACUCUGGAAGCUUCUUUUUGGUAUCAAGCAACUACGAUCCUAAUGACGUUUUCCAAGUUGGUGAAACCAUAGUCACGUACACAUACAGAGAUGCUGCCAACAAUGUAAAUAGCUGCAGUUUCACUAUAAUGAUUGUUGAAGUGACAAGUCCAACACCUCCUUGUCUUUCAAACCCAUGUCUGAAUGGGGCAACAUGUUUAACUGGAACUAAUAGCUAUGUCUGUUCAUGCACUGCAGGCUUUACAGGAACAAACUGUCAAACUGGAGCUUGUAGUUCCAAUCCCUGUUUGAACGGAGGUACCUGUGUGACCUCCAGUCCUACCUCCUAUACAUGUCUCUGCCUUCCUGGGUAUUCAGGGACCACAUGUCAAAUACAAUCUGCAGAUCCUUGUCUUUCUAGCCCUUGUGUAAAUGGAAGAUGCUUGAGAUCGUCGUCAACUUAUUCAUUUGUGUGUUUGUGCAAUGAUGGUUACAUAGGUGACAGAUGUGGCACCCUAUUAGAUCCUUGUCUUUCUAGCCCUUGUGUAAAUGGAAGAUGCUUGAGAUCGUCGUCAACUUAUUCAUUUUUUUGCUCUUGUGAUGACGGGUUCCAGGGUGAAAGAUGUGACGUUCUUAGAGAUCCUUGUCUGUCUAGCCCUUGUGUAUCUGGCGUGUGCUUGAAAUCCUCGACAUCAUUCUCAUACGAAUGUCUUUGUAAUAAUGAUUACACUGGCACAAGGUGUGAGAUACCACCAGCUGAAGCUUGUAGUUCCAAUCCCUGUUUGAACGGAGGUACCUGUGUGACCUCCAGUCCUACAUCCUAUACAUGUCUCUGCCUUGCUGGGUAUUCAGGGACCACAUGUCAAAUACAACCUGCAGAUCCUUGUCUUUAUAGCCCUUGUGUAAAUGGAAGAUGCUUGAGAUCGUCGUCAACUUAUUCAUUUGUGUGUUUGUGCAAUGAUGGUUACAUAGGUGACAGAUGUGGCACCCUAUUAGAUCCUUGUCUGUCUAGCCCUUGUGUAUCUGGCGUGUGCUUGAAAUCCUCGACAUCAUUCUCAUACGAAUGUCUUUGUAAUAAUGAUAACACUGGCACAAGGUGUGAGAUACCACCAGAUUCCUGUGACUCUUCUCCAUGUAAAAACAAUGCAAAUUGUAUCACAUUACCCGGGAACUCUAUCUUCUGUGAGUGCUUCAAUGGAUACACAGGAACCUAUUGUGAAAUUGUCCCAGAUCUUUGUUCUGUGCAGCCAUGCGAGAAUGGAGGCACUUGCUACCAGCUUUCUGACUUCCAAUAUCGGUGUGUCUGCGCAAAUGGAUUCUCCGGGUUGAACUGUGAAAUUCCUUCAGACGUCUGUGUGAGCGCACCCUGUAAAAAUGGAGCAACAUGUGUCAAUGAAUCACCAUUAUAUACCUGCAUCUGCACCGCCGCCUAUAUUGGUCAAGACUGCUCUAUUCCAGCGGGCAGUAGGUGUGACUCUGACCCAUGUAUGAACGGCGGAACCUGCGAACCCAAUAUGGCACAGGACUCAUACACCUGUAGAUGUCUUCAAGGGUUUACUGGAGACAACUGCCAGACUUCGGUCGAUCUUUGCAGUCCAUCCCCAUGUAAGAAUGGAGCAACGUGCGAGGUAUCCGGGACAAACGUCUCAUGUAUUUGUCCGAUGGGAUUCAGUGGAGAGACUUGUGAAAUGUCGACCCCUGACCCGUGUGCGUCAUCACCAUGCGACAACGGAGCAACAUGUGGACUCAACCAAUCGGAUUCCUUCAUUUGUUAUUGCCCACAAGGUUUUUCUGGAGACCUAUGUGAAAUGAUUGUUAGUAUUUGCCAGUCAGGACCUUGUAUGAAUGGUGGAACAUGUGCAGCCAGUGGUUCGGGAUAUGUAUGUUCCUGCUCUCCGGGCUACAUGGGUACAAUGUGCGAGUUGUAUAGACCAUGCACUUCCAGUCCUUGUUUGAACAACGGUACAUGCAAUGAGGAUAACACUGAUCCCGACGGCUAUACAUGCGUGUGCCCUCGAAUGUACACAGGAAACAACUGUGAAAGUCCAAUGGAAUGCCCCAUGCAGUAUUGUUCGAAUGGAGGCACAUGUACUGUGGUCUACCAACCAGACGACACAGAGACAUAUGAAUGCGCUUGCCCCAACACACACUCGGGUGACCAAUGCGACACCGAUCGCUGCUCUAACUACUGUUUGAACGGUGGAACGUGCUCAGUCAGCGACACCCUGGUGGUUUCUUGUCAAUGUCAAAUGGGAUUCUCUGGAGACAAUUGUGAAGAUACGGCACCAGCUACUUGUGUCACAAUGCCAUGCGAGAAUGGAGCUACUUGUACGGAUGUUAUGGGCACUGCUGAAUGCAUGUGUCCAAAUGGUUUUAGUGGGGUAUAUUGUCAGACAGAUCACUGCCAGUUGGUAAAUUGUAUGAAUGGUGGGAUGUGCGUACUAAACAACAUGAACACAGCAGAGUGUUUAUGUCCUGAUGGUUUCACUGGAGGAACCUGCCAAAAUGCUAUCAAUUUCUGUUCACCUGAACCAUGUAAAAAUGGAGCAACCUGCUUGAAUCUUCAGACUAACUACACAUGCGUGUGUCCGAGCACCUUCACCGGCACGACAUGUGAGACUCAAGUCGGUUUGUGUGGCAAUCUGAAUGGACGCUGUAUGAACGGGGCUGCGUGUGAUGCUGCAAACAACAGGUGCAUCUGCGAAAUGGGAUAUCUUGGAACUCUCUGUGAGGAAGAUGUCAAUGAAUGUGCCUCCAACCCGUGUAAGAACAAUGGAGUCUGCGUUAACCGUGUCAACCGGUUUGAUUGUGCAUGCAAGGCAGGAUUUACUGGUUCCACAUGCGAGAAAGCUGAGAACACAGGCAACAAAGCUUCGACUGCCCAAAUUGUCUUAGAGCCAUGGUGGAUUGCACUGAUAGCACUGAUCGGUGUUCUAUUCGUCAUCUUUCUCAUCAUAGUCAUCUGCACCAUGAACCGUACCCAUGACGACGUAAAGAAACCAAUCAUCUAACUUCUAAGAAGCCUCGUCACAAUCUUUGUUUACCCUAUAUUGUUUUUUGUUUAUAACUUUUAUUUAAACUUUUAUAUAUGAUUCAGAAUUUGUCUAAGCUAUAUUGCAGAGUUUCCCACUAUGGUGUUAAUUUUUUAGAUUUAGUGAAAUUAAUGCUUUGGUUGUAUGUGAAGUUGCACGAGUUUUUGCUAACAUUUCAGCUGUUACCUAUGACCUGAUACUGUGGCUGAUACUGAUGGUGGAUACUAAUACUAACUAAUAUUCUGAACUGUCUUAAUUAUGUUGUUUAAGCAAUUGUUAAACUCACUGCUUUGUAAACCAGUUUCAGACUCGGCUUUUAGUAUAGUUCUGAUUUGCUAACAACAUUUUGCAAGUUUUUACUUCAUCAAAAAUUACUUGCGAUUAUGUUGCAUUUGUUGUUAAUAUUCCCGAAGAAUUCAAAGUGAAUUAAGGACAUUUUGCCGCAAAAUAAAUUAACACAUUUCAGACGUGUAAAAAAUUGUUGUCCUAAAAUUCAGUGUUGAAAUAGAAUUUUAAAAUCCCCGGGUACGAAGGACCAAUUUGGUUAGGUUUCGUUGACCAUUGUGCCUUAUCAUAAUAUUGUUGUUUCUGGCGGUUACUUUGUAAUUGCAGUUUUUUUAGACAAAAUGUGUCAUUGUCAGUACCUGUAACAUGACUGAUAUAUCCGAUGUCCAUGCAUUGCUAAUUAACACUUCUCUUUCCAGUUACUAGUUACUUAAUGGGUUUCAAACAGUAACAUGUUACGCACAAGCACCAAUAACCGAAGCAAAACGCCACGGAACAGCUUUGUGUUUGUUCACAAAUACCUAAUGUCUAGUUAUUUGGAAUUUCAAACAGUAACCAGCUACACAGUUUGUCAAAGGAGAUCGUGGGUUGUAUGUAUGAUAACUCGACACAAAUUAUAACGAUCGGGGGGGGGGGGUAUUAAAUCAAGGUACUGUGACGAAAUUGUAUUAGUUAAUGGAAUCUUGUCAAAUCCUAGCUAGGCUAAAGUGCUUUAAAGGACGCAUAAACAAUUCCUCCAUUGUUGUUCUUUUAAGUUAAAACUUUCUCGGUGUGUAACAUAACCCCCCCCCCCCCCCUGAGCUGUUUCUCAACUAUUCCCAGUAUUCACUUUAACCAUGAUUUAUAUCAUCAAGUACUAAGUGGAUGUUUAACAAAAUAUUUAAAUGGCUUCUAACUGUCUUUGGAUGUUUUCUUAUUUUCUGGUGGGGGGCUUGGAAGGGUAACACUUUAUAAAAUUACAGUUUAUAAAAUGUGCAACUCACAUUCUUAGAGUGUCUACCAGUUAAAUUGAGGUGAAUCCUAAUAUCUGUUUUUAAAACUUUUGUGUAAAAAAAAUAAUUUGAAAAAUGUUUGAUACUAUAUUAACUUACUGGAGAAGAGCAAGAUGGACAUUGUUAUAAAAUGCAGUACAACUCAUAAACUUGCAUGUUAUUUCAUGUGUGUUGACUCUCAAGUAAAUAUAACUUUGUAAUAAAAUAUGUAGUUAUUGGUUAUGUGUUUAUUGUGGUAGCUGGAUAUAUCAUGAUCUGUUUGUGGAAAGUUAAAAGUUAAAAUGAAAGAAAUUUUAAAACCAUUUAGAUAAGCCUGUAAACGCUUUUAAAAUCAUUUAAUAAAUAUGUGUAAUAAGGAUUGUAUUUUAUACGCUUUAAUGCUUUUUACGAAAUGACAUCUAUGCAAAAAGGGACUGUACAACCCUUACCGCCAUGUCGAAACGAGUUGAUUGUCAGUCUAUGUAAAAACUGUGAUUAUAAUUUUGUUGUGUAAUCACAACAAAAUAA